AAAAAAAAAAAAAAGGAAACUUGUUGACUAGCUCCAAACUCCCUGUUGUCUCUGACGCAAAACCAGAAUGAGUUAGAUAAUCAAGUCCAAAUAAUUAAGAGUUAAUUAGUAGAAGCUUGACAAGCUAAGAGUAGUGAAGGAGGUGUUUCAUGUAAUGGGAAAUAACAGUAAUCCUCAACUUGUUCUUCCUAUGUUAAAGCCCUCAAGAUUCAAGCGCAUAUGUGUUUUCUGUGGCAGCAGCCCUGGCAAUAAACCUACUUACCAACUUGCUGCUAUCCAACUUGGAAACCAAUUGGUUGAAAGGAACAUUGACUUGGUGUAUGGAGGUGGCAGUGUUGGCUUGAUGGGUUUGAUUUCUAAAACUGUUUUUAAUGGUGGCCGCCACGUGUUAGGUGUGAUUCCUAAAAGUCUCAUGCCCAGAGAGAUUACUGGAGAAAAAAUUGGAGAAGUGAGGACUGUUUCUGGUAUGCACCAAAGAAAGGCUGAAAUGGCUAGGCAAGCUGAUGCAUUCAUAGCUUUGCCAGGUGGCUAUGGAACAUUGGAGGAACUCUUAGAGGUCAUCACUUGGGCACAGUUGGGCAUUCAUGAUAAGCCAAUAGGUCUGCUAAAUGUGGAAGGCUACUACAACUCACUAUUGUGUUUCAUAGACAAAGCAGUGGAAGAAGGUUUCAUCACGCCCUCUGCCCAUCACAUUAUUGUUUCUGCCCCCACUGCUCACGAACUCAUGUCCAAACUUGAGGAUUAUGUUCCAAAGCAUAAUGGAGUUGCACCAAAACUGAGUUGGGAGAUGGAGCAGCAACUUGGCUACACAGCAAUACCAGAAAUUGGUCGUUGACACUUAAUUUAUCACUUUAUUUUAAAAUUGAAUUUGCCCAUUAGGGCUAACCAAAACAUGAUUAAAGUGCAGUAAGUUGAUUGUUUAGAAAUAAUAUUUGUGUCUGUGUCUGAAGGUCUUCCAAUUAAAUUCCAUUAAGCAUCUAAAACUGAUGUAAUUUGUAUAAUGUGUAUAAAGUGUGCUCCUUAU
Messenger RNA from Nicotiana tabacum (common tobacco), 1024 nucleotides. Its product is annotated as cytokinin riboside 5'-monophosphate phosphoribohydrolase LOG1. Gene Ontology annotation, cellular component: nucleus; cytosol. Gene Ontology annotation, molecular function: hydrolase activity, hydrolyzing N-glycosyl compounds. NCBI's taxonomy places the organism in Eukaryota, Viridiplantae, Streptophyta, Magnoliopsida, Solanales, Solanaceae. Gene Ontology annotation, biological process: cytokinin biosynthetic process. The record is from RefSeq and is a predicted model, not a curated record.